CCCUCCCACGUCGCUCACUUUCCCCCCACAUCCUCUCUCAUCUCAGUUCCUCAUCAUGCCUUCUGCCCCCCGUCAGGCUUGCCGGGCCGCGGUACCUUGAAUGGGGCCCGGCUCACGCUCACACACACCGAGCAGCGUCCGACGGCCACGGCACUUACAGCGAGGGCAGGUGCCAGGCUGUUGUGAAUUAACCUGCUGAGCACACCCAGCCUAACAGAAAUCUAGUGCCGCAGAUGUAAUAAGCAAGGAGUAAAUGCAACAAUCCUGGUUUGUUCUGUGUCAGCCCUCUGCUGUGCUGCUCUUUCCUAGGCCAUCCCCCAUGCCUAUCUUUACUGUGCUUCUGAUUUAGAUUGCUUUUGUAAGCUCUUCAGAUCUCGUCAUCCUCUUGAUUUGCAGGUAGAACACAGGGGGCUCAGGUGUGUGGCCUCAGGGCAGGGCUGGCACCAUGCCGGGUGUACUGAGCAUGCGGAGCAAUCACACCGGCUUCCAGGGUAGCUUAAAAACCUCUGCCAGUGACUUUAUCGUGACAGAAAUUGAUACCUUCGGGCGGCUGCUUAGCGAGAGCACAGCCGAGACUCUUCGUGCAUUCGGUGACACGCCUGCAGCCCCAAACAGCUGCUGCCCACAGAGCCCCCGCAGGCCCUGGCCAGAGCCUCCGGAACUGCACAGAGAAGAGGUGCUAGGCCCAUUCGACAGCCCCAGUCAUGCUCCAGAAGAUGGCCUGUUGCCAGCCAAAGGCAGCACAGAGCACAUGGCUGGAGCUGCACCUGAAGGUGGGCGCCAUGAGGCAGGUACAUUGGACUCCUUGUUAGACGAGUCUGUGAAUGAACUGUUGAAUCAGUUUGCUUGUAACAUAAAAGAUAGGUGGGACUCAGAACAUGAUCCAGCUGCUCAUCCCGCUGAAUUCUCACUGGGGCCAGUCCUUGACAAGAGGAAUCGAGCUGAUUUACACAGCGGCAUUAGACAGAAAUUUCCUUUCUUAAUGACUGUUACAAAGAAUAAUGAAAUUAUUGUCAAAGCAAACACUGAUUACAAACAGCUCUGUCAACUAGUGUCUGAGGAGGAAGCAUUUGAUUUUUUAAAAUUUUUAGAUGCAAAACUGGAAAACUCUAAAUUUUCUUUUAAGCCUGAUGAGAAUAAGGAGCACAGAAAGGCAGUCCACCAUUUUGUCAGUCAGAAGUUUGGAAAACUUGUAGAAACAAAGUCUUUUUCUGUGACAGACUUUAAUGGUCAGCAAAAUGUAGCAAUAAUAGUAAGGUUGCGGGAGAAGAGUUGGUCCAGGAAAAGGCCGGCUGCUGAUUGCCAGGAAAAACAAGAUGUUUAUACAGGUUUUACCCUUCGAAAAGAAAAUCUGGAAACACUAGAAGCAAUUAGCUAUUUGUCUUCUGAACUUGGUGUUCUUCCUUCAGACUUCAGUUACACAGGCAUCAAAGACAAAAAGGCCAUCACCUACCAAGCUAUGGUUGUGAAAAAAGUGACUCCUGAGAGGUUGAAAGAAAUUGGAAGCACAAUUGAAAGAAAAGGAAUGAAAGUGUAUAAUAUCCAUUCAGUGUGCCAACACCUUAGACUCGGUCAGCUGAAGGGGAACCACUUUGAUAUAAUUGUGAGAGAUCUAAAACAUCAGAGCAAUGACUCUUCUGCAGAUCUGAAAGAGAGAAUAUCUGAAGCAUUUGAGAAUGUUAAGACAAAAGGUUUUGUAAACUACUAUGGACCUCAGCGAUUUGGGCAUGGACAGAAUGUUCAGACAGAUCAAAUUGGAUUGGCUUUGCUGAACGAAGAAAUGGUAAAAGCCGUGAAGUUGUUUUUCACACCAGAAGAUACAGAUGAUCCUGUAAACCAGGCAAAGAGAUAUUUUCUUCAAAGCGAUGAUGCAAAGGGAACCCUGGCAAUGUUGCCCGAAUUUAAAGUAAGAGAGAGGAUGUUGCUUCGUGCCUUGAAUCGCUAUGGUGUAAACCAUGAGGGUUGUACACGAGGAUGGCUCAGCAUUCCUCAUUCCAUGCGUAUAUUCUACAUUCAUGCAUAUUGCAGUAAAAUUUGGAAUGAAGCCACAUCUUUUAGGUUUAUGACCUAUGGUUCAAAAGUAGUGGAGGGUGAUCUGGUCCUCUCUGAAGAAAAUGUUGAUGAAAAUUCUUCUCUGAAUGACAGAGUUCACGUAGUAACUGCUCCAGAAGAGUCCGCUAGCAAAUAUGCAAUACAUCAAGUGGUUCUUCCAAUGGUUGGACACAGUAUCAAGUAUCCCAAUAAUAAAGUUGGGCAGUGGUACCAUGAAAGGCUUGCCAAGGAUGGGCUGCAGACAUGCAGGUUCAGGGUGUCUGCAUUACAGCUGAACACACCUGGAUGCUACAGACACAUUUUGAAAUAUAUCCACAAUCUGUCAUAUCAUUUCUUAGAAGACAAUGAAAAGGAAAUCAAAACCGAAGAAGACAGUCACCUAAAUGAAUCUAAAGCAUCUCUUCUUUUGUCAUUUGACCUUGAUCCUUCAUGUUAUGCAACUGUUUGUCUGAGGGAAAUAAUGAAAUGUGACCUUUAGAAUGUUCAUAGUAAAAAGUUACAGGAGUAACAUAAUCCAUGGAGGUAUUUUAUAUAUGUUGCCUAUAAAAUAGGGAAAGCUAAUCUUGUUCAUCAUGUACAGUGUAGUGCAGAAAGAAUUAAUGAAUUACUUAGGGUUUUAUUACUUUGUUUUUAAAACUAAAUUUGUAGUCCUGAGUACAUUGGAGCCAAACAAUACUAAACUAUAUAUAAUGUCAUACUUACUUCGAGAAGCCAAGAGCUGCAGGUCUGGCUUUUAACCAGUGAUAUUUGCACAAGCUUUACACCGCAUGACCAAAGCUGGAUUCUGGAGAAAGGGGAAUAUGGUGAAUGGUCAUUUCCUCCUUGCCUUUUCUAUUACCAUCUUAAGGGCUGGUUAUAUAUUUGGUGCUGUACAAGACGCACAAAGACAGCUUCUGCCACAACGCGUUUACAAUCUAGUACUGUCUGUCUACUAGGAAAGCUGCCAUAUCAUAGUGAACAUCCAGGCCUGUUGAAACCUUGCUGAGUUCUAAGGCCCAUUCAUCCUCGCCUGUUUUCACACUAUGCAUAUGAACCCAGAGCUAAAAGGAUAUGUGAGGUGAGUAAUAGUGCUGAGUCAUCCUGCUGAUUUUAGGACACUUCUUUAAGCUCACAGCAUGCUCGGUCUUUCAGUCAUUCCUGUACUGAGAAAUUGAAGAAAAUAAACAGCCUCAAAAUAAAAAUCUAUAUAAACAGGAACUUCAGGACCCAGGGGUGAGCAUGCCAUUAAUACACUUACAGAAGAGUGCUAAUGUUUUUAUUUCCUGACUUCAGGCAGUGUGCUCGUUGCUGGUCAAACCUGCUCACUGCACAAGCUUAAGGUUGUGAGGAAAUCUUGCAGUGAUUGUCACUGGAACCUUGCCAUUAUCACGAUUAAAAGUUAUUUAUAAAAUUCUUCUGUGAAAUAAGUUUGUAAAAAGAUGAUAUUGGCAUGGAAGGGCAGAAAAUUGAAUAAUAAACUAAGAAGCAAAACUAUCA
This is a messenger RNA of Mauremys mutica (yellowpond turtle), 3528 nucleotides long. It is a transcript of the gene PUS7L, whose product is annotated as pseudouridine synthase 7 like. The coding region runs from base 446 to 2530 and encodes 694 amino acids. Gene Ontology annotation, molecular function: RNA binding; pseudouridine synthase activity. NCBI's taxonomy places the organism in Eukaryota, Metazoa, Chordata, Testudines, Geoemydidae. The record is from RefSeq and is a predicted model, not a curated record. The transcript is spliced from 11 exons. Gene Ontology annotation, cellular component: nucleus. Gene Ontology annotation, biological process: pseudouridine synthesis.